AUGAACAGGGAGUGCAGUGCUCUCAUUCAAACAGAGCCACCUACAAAAAAGAAGAAUCCAGGGAAUUUUCACAUUCCCUGUGCUAUAGGAGAGACAAUGAUUGAUAAGGGGCUCUGUGACCUGGGAGCAAGUAUCAACUUGAUGCCUCUGUCUCUCAUGAAAAGGCUUCAAAUCAAUAAGCUAACACCCACAGACGUAAUCAUCAAACUGGCUGACAAAACUCAAAAACAAGUGAUAGGAGUUGUUGAAAACAUGUUAGUGAAGGUUGGAAACUACUUCCUCCCCACAGACUUUGUUAUCUUGGAGAUGGAAGAAAAUCACAUCCAUCCUAUCAUCAUAGGGAGGCCAUUCUUAGCCACAGCUAGGGCGCUUAUAGAUGUGGAGCGAGGAGAGCUAGUAUUGAGGAUACACGAUGAACAGCUCACCUUCAACGUAUUCAAACCCUCACAAGAAGCAGAUCAUGAUAACGAAAAGUCAAAGGAAGAGCACAAUGAGGAGCUGAUGGAAGAGAUAAUAAAGGGAGCACAAGCACCACACCUAAGAACUCCUAUGAUUAACAAGCAAUGUAGUAAGAAGAACAAUAGCCAAGUGUGA
Messenger RNA from Arachis stenosperma, 594 nucleotides. RefSeq lists its product as uncharacterized. Lineage: Eukaryota; Viridiplantae; Streptophyta; Magnoliopsida; Fabales; Fabaceae. Gene Ontology annotation, biological process: proteolysis. The record is from RefSeq and is a predicted model, not a curated record. The transcript has a single exon. Gene Ontology annotation, molecular function: aspartic-type endopeptidase activity. Bases 1 to 594 code for a protein of 197 amino acids.